Adineta ricciae is the source of this 408-nucleotide messenger RNA. The record is from the annotation of a GenBank genome assembly. NCBI's taxonomy places the organism in Eukaryota, Metazoa, Rotifera, Eurotatoria, Adinetida, Adinetidae.
AUGGCUGGUUCGGCUUCAGGAGUCAAAGUUGACAAUUCUGUGAUUGAGAAAUUUCACGAAUUCAAAAUCAAGAAGAACUGUGGCUAUCUCGUUCUUGGUUUCAGUGAAGAUAUCUCGAAAAUCGUUGUUCUCAAAGAAGGCCAAAACAAAGCCCCACAAAACGCACCUGCCAAUGACAAAAAUAAGAAAUGGGCAGAAAUGCUGGAAGAAUUACCAGAAAAUGAUGUACGAUACGCCGUAAUCGAUAUAUUCUACGAGACAAGUGAAGGAUCACGUGCAGAAAUCUAUUUCAUUUCAUGGGCACCGGAUAGCGCGACAAUUAAACGUAAAAUGUUGUGUGCAUCAAGUAAAGAUGCUUUGAAAAAUGCACUUCAAGCAAUUAUUAGCGAAAAAACCAAAUCCAAGUAG